Cylindrotheca closterium is the source of this 1230-nucleotide messenger RNA. The record is from the annotation of a GenBank genome assembly. NCBI's taxonomy places the organism in Eukaryota, Bacillariophyta, Bacillariophyceae, Bacillariales, Bacillariaceae.
AUGGAUCAUCCAUCUUCUACAGAUUCUUCGCUUCAGAUGACUUCCAACUUGAUCAAUGACGAUAAGAGAACCAGUGCCGAUAGUCUGCAUAAACUGGUGCCCAUGCUUUCCCUUUGCCCCCUUCAAUUUCAAAACCCGGACUGUAUUACAAACGACAAAGAAGACAAUAAUCCAGUGCUCAUGCCUCAGAUUGGUUUUGGGACCUACAAGUUCAAAAAGGAUUCAGGAGAAGCGGAAGAGGCGGUGUUACAAGCCUUGAGUGUGGGCUAUCGUCACAUUGAUACGGCCUUUGUAUAUGGCGGAGAAAAGACAGAAUUGGAGGUUGGGAGGGCCUUGCAACAAGCCAUGUCUGACAAGAAGUCAGACCAUGAUGCUUCAUCAUCAUCUAUCGGUGGCUUGAAGCGCUCGGACAUUUUUGUCACCACCAAGCAGUGGCGUGCCUACCAUGGAUACGAAAAGACCAAACAAUGCUUGGCCAAGUCAUUGAAACGUUUGCAAUUGGACUUUGUCGAUUUGUACUUGAUGCACUGGCCGGGACCCAAUCCUGCCGACGUCAGGGCCUCUGAAUCCGAGAUCAACAUGCCAGAGUUACGUGCUGAAACGUGGCGAGCAAUGGAGGACUUGUACUUGGAAGGCAAGUGUCGGGCCAUUGGAGUUUCCAACUGUUCCAUUGCCCAUUUGGAAUCCUUGAAACGAUACUGCAAAGGCAAAGGAGGUUGCCGCUUGUGGCCACCGGCAAUAAACCAAAUUGAAGUUCAUCCAUAUAAUCCUCAGACAGAAUUGAUUCAAUAUUGCCAAAAAGAAGGCAUCGCUGUCCAAGCCUAUGCGUCUUUGGGAGGUCAAGAUGCUGGUAAAAAGGCGUGGAAGGCACUGGGCGGCAAGCUAUUGGAACGGGAGGAAGUACAAAAGAUUGCUCAAAAGCAUUCGCUCACCAAUGCACAAGUAUUAUUACAAUGGGCAGUACUCCAAGGAUACGGCGUCAUUCCCAAGUCGUCCAAAAUGAAUCACAUGGUCCAGAACUUGGAAGCGGUGACAAUGACGACUUGCUUGGCGCCAGCAAGACAAGGAGAUGAAAAAGACGACAAGGAAACUGCAAAGGGACGACUUGAUGCUGCUGAUAUGGAACUACUGAAAUCUUUGGACUUGUCUCAAUCAAAAGAUGAAACGAUUCGAGACCGUGUGCGCUUAUGUUGGGUCAGAGACCCGCUGAAAAUGCUGGACUUUGAAUAG